AUGGUCGGCCCCAAGGCUAGCCUCCCCCCCCUCCUCGCCGCCAUCUUGUUUGGCAUGGAGCAUUGCGUCCCCCUCCUCUCGUCGUACGGCGCCCCGCGGGCGGCGCAGCGGCAGAUGCUCGGCUCGCCCGAAACGACCUCGGUCCCCAUCCUGUCGCCCCUUGGGGGGCUGAGCAGCCAGUUCCUCCAGAUGACCAUGAUGUUUACGUCCUCCUCGUCCGAGCAGCGCACCGUCACGCUCACCGCUGAGGCGCUCUGCGGCGCGGCCGAGGGGAGCGAGCACGUGCACCCCUCCGUGCCAAAGGGCAGCGGCCGCCUCCUCUCGUGGCUGGAGGAGUCUCGCGACUGGACGCCGCUCCACCACAUCGAGGCGCUGAGCAAGGAGCGCGCCCUCGCGCUGCUGCGCGACGGCGCCAAGCUCCACGCCGGCUCCCCCUCGCCGCUUGAGCGGGCGCGCGCGAUCGGCGACACCCUCUCGCUGUACGAGCGCGUCGAGGUGCACGGCCUCACGCGCGCGGCACUCAACGGGCUCGUCGGCGUGGUGGAGUCGCAGUCGGAGAUUGCUCGCGCAACCGGCGUCGACUGGAGCACGGCCGACGAGAAGCGCGAGGCGCGCCACGUCUCGAUCAAGCCCGCCAACCUCAAGGGAGAGCAGGCGCGGCUGCCUCCUCGAGGACUUGUCGCCUCUCUCCUCCUCGAAGCGGCCGUCUGGUCGCCGCGCUCGCACCACACUUUCCCGGCCGAGGCCCGCGCUCGCGCCGCCGAGCUCAUGCGCAUCGGCUACCUCUUCGCGCACGGCAGCGACCGCGGGCGCACCACUGAGCUCGUCGACGUCUGGCGCGGCCACGUCGUCCCCUUCGCGGUCGAGCGCGAGUGA
Molecule: messenger RNA, 876 nt
Organism: Emiliania huxleyi CCMP1516
Lineage: Eukaryota; Haptophyta; Isochrysidales; Noelaerhabdaceae
Exons: 4
Coding region: 1-876 (291 amino acids)
Source: RefSeq, a predicted model, not a curated record